Molecule: messenger RNA, 1908 nt
Organism: Equus quagga
Lineage: Eukaryota; Metazoa; Chordata; Mammalia; Perissodactyla; Equidae
Gene: GDPD4
Product: glycerophosphodiester phosphodiesterase domain containing 4
Exons: 15
Coding region: 1-1908 (635 amino acids)
Biological process (GO): lipid metabolic process
Cellular component (GO): membrane
Molecular function (GO): glycerophosphodiester phosphodiesterase activity
Source: RefSeq, a predicted model, not a curated record
AUGGACAAGAAACCUGCAAAAGUGGAAAGUAUUUUAUUAAGGUGGGUUGUUUUUCUAGGUACAGGAAACUGGUUCUACUGUUCCAUUCUUUUACUGAGUUUCUUUGGGAUCCUGACUGCCUACUCUACAUUGCUGUUGAUACUUGGAUUUUUGUUGAUUUGGGAUGGGAGGCAUGAUCUACAGCUGCACUGGUUUCAUAAGAUCCUGACUCUGCUAGUGAUUUUGCUAUCCUCGUUUUUUAUGUGGAUUUUAAGCGUUUACUGGAAAGACAGGUGGUUGACAGCUGGGCUUUCACUGAAGGUCUUUGCUCCCUACAUACACCUGAGCAGCAUACCUGUGAUGGUUCUCAUUUCCUGGCCUGUGGCCUUCUACUUAAUCCAUUUGGAAAGAGAAGCUAGAAUCAGAAAAUACAAGAUGACAAGUCGUGAGAGAAGAAGAGUCAAGAGAUGUGAUAGACUCACAAAAUUGAGAGCUCUACAAGUGGCUAUUGGAUUGCCCUUUUUUCUUAUCCUUUUAUGUCUCUAUGUGGUCCCAUUGGGGAUUUACUCUCCCUGCAUUCAGGAGAAGGAUAAAUUGGGACCCAAGCCAGACAUCUUUGGACAUAGAGGUGCACCCAUGCUGGGGCCUGAGAAUACCAUGAUGUCCUUUGAGAAAGCUAUUGAACACGGGGCUUUUGGGCUGGAGACUGACGUAUACUUAAGUUAUGAUAGCGUGCCUUUUCUCAUGCAUGACUAUGACCUGAGAAGAACAACCAAUAUUCGGAAAGUCAUGCCAAAUGCCUCCUUUGCACACCCUUCUUCUUUCACAUGGGAUUUCCUGUCGACUCUGAAUGCAGGCGAAUGGUUUGUACAACCACAGCUCAAACCAUUUUACAAUAUGAAACCCAUAUCAGAGGCUGAUAGUAAAAAAGCAGAAAGUCAGACGAUUCCAAAACUAGCUGAUUUAUUGGAACUUGCACGGAAGGAAAAAAAAUUUGUGAUAUUUGAUCUUAACAGCCCUAAACAAAAACAUCCUCACAGAAACACAUAUGUCCGCCAUGUAGUAAGCGUGAUCCUUGACUCUAAAAUUGAGCAACAUCUGAUUUAUUGGUUGCCAGGUUUUGAUAGGGACUAUGUCAGGAGCACAGCUCCUGGUUUUCAGCAAGUCGGCCGGCUUUACUCCAUCGAAAGCCUUGCAUAUGAAAAUCUGAGUAUAAUAAAUGUUGACUAUAAGGAAUUGUUCUACAAUGGAUUGAAAGACUAUAAAGCAGCUAACAUCACCAUCAACUUAUACCUCGUGAAUGAGCCUUGGCUCUACUCACUGGCCUGGUGCUCCAGGAUUCACUCCGUGACCACGGACAACAUUCAGACCCUAAGUCAGCUAAAUCACCCUUACUUCUUUAUGACGCCAAAUUACUAUGUCUUCAUGUGGCUUUUCGUGGAUAGUGUUUCUGCAAUUUUCAUUGUUGCCAUAUUUUAUUUUCAUUGGUGGAAUGAGAACGAAAAAGAAAAAUUCUUCAAAAGCACCAGUACUCAUAAAGAUACUCGGAACCUCCCAAAGGGAAAAACUAAGAAGUCAGGAGCUUCUGUUAUAUCCAAACCACCCCCCCAAGUUAAGGAAAGCCCUUGGACUUUAGAAGCCCUCACCCCAGCUUUAACCAGAAGCACAAGGAAACACCCAGGCCCUCAGCAGUUUUCAGCAGUCCCUGAGGAGAAAGCCAGCAAACCACUGAAGCCUGUCAAAGAUGACGUAACACAACCAGUGCCCACCCAGGAGGACUUUGAACUCGCCCAGGAACCCACCAGAGAGGCCACCCACAAAACUGCUUUGCCUGACUUGAAGGCGAAUGAACCAACAAUUUCUUCUGCAGAGGUCCCUCAUCCUGAAACACAACCAGAUUACACCCCCAUUGUUGAAUCCUCCCAAUAA